Molecule: messenger RNA, 2892 nt
Organism: Closterium sp. NIES-65
Lineage: Eukaryota; Viridiplantae; Streptophyta; Zygnematophyceae; Desmidiales; Closteriaceae
Source: the annotation of a GenBank genome assembly
AUGGACCGGCGUUGCACCUUCGUGGCUCUUGGGGGAGGCGUCGUCGGCGACAUGACUGGCUUCGCCGCGGCCUCGUACCUACGAGGCGUCAAUUUCAUCCAGAUUCCCACCACCGUCAUGUCUCAGGUGGACUCGUCGGUGGGGGGCAAGACAGGUGUCAACCACCGGUUGGGCAAGAACAUGAUAGGCGCGUUCUACCAGCCGCAGUGCGUGCUGAUCGACACCGACACGCUCGCGUCGCUCCCCAACAGGGAGCUCGCGUCGGGCCUGGCGGAGGUGAUUAAGUACGGGCUCAUUCGCGACGCGGAGUUCUUCGAGUGGCAGGAGGAGAACAUGGACCGGCUGUUGGCGAGGGACCCGGCAGCACUGGCAUUUGCGAUCAAGCGGUCGUGUGAGAACAAGGCAGCAGUGGUGGCGGCUGAUGAGAAAGAGGGCGGCCUCAGAGCCACUCUCAACCUUGGCCACACCUUCGGCCAUGCCAUAGAGAACGGAUUAGGAUAUGGCGAGUGGCUGCAUGGGGAGGCGGUGGCAGCAGGCACGGUGAUGGCAGCACACAUGUCGCACCGCAUGGGGUGGAUCGACUUGGCUCUGAGGGAUCGCAUCACUGCUAUCAUCAAGAAGGCCCGGCUGCCCACGCGGCCCCCGUCUGCUGUCACCAAGGAGCAGUUUAGAAGCCUCAUGGCGGUGGAUAAGAAGGUAGCGGACGGCCAGCUGCGUCUUAUUCUGCUGAAGGGUUCAUUGGGCGACUGUGUUUUCACCGUGCCGGAAGCGGAGCUGAUCGCGGCGCUUGCGGGUGCUGUUGCACAGUCGCAGGUGAGCUUCCAGACUGUUUCAAGCUCGAUUGCAGAGCCGAUAGCGGCGCUUGCUGGUGCCGUCGCACAGUCGCAGGCAAAACUCCUUGCCAGCGUCAGCAGCAGCUUUGGGGAUGCAGUGACACGUGUCCAGAAGCUUAUCCAACCGUCGCCUCCGGGGCUGCCACCUGGACCUUCUGAUGACUCAGCAGUCAGGCUGGCGUCAGAUCCACUCGCCUUCCUGGAUGACGUGGCCAGGGACUAUCCAGGCGGCAUUGCCACUGUCAGAUUGGUGGGAGAGCCCGUACUCGUUAUAAGCAACCCUGAAUUAGCACGGGAGGUGUUGGUCACGCAGUCUGACGUUUUUAUCAAGGCGGGCACAGCAUUUUUCCCCGGCAGCAGCUUGACGGGGAACGGGCUGCUGGUGAGCGAUGGGGAGGUGUGGAAGAGGCAACGCCGGCUGUCCAACGCUGCCUUCAGAAAGGCCGCCAUUCAAUCAUAUGCCACGGCCAUGGCGGAGUUGGCUGAUGACAUGGCCAUGGCGGAGCUGGCUGAUGACAUGGUGGGGGGGGGCACGUGGGGGGGUAGCCCAGCCAUGGCGGAGUUGGCUGAUGACAUGGUGGGAGGCACGUGGACGGAUAGCCUAGUAGGACGAGGAGGACGAGGAGGGAGGGAUGGGGUGGUGCAAGGUGGUGUGGUGAGGGACGUGUAUGGGGACUUCAACGAGCUGACCAUGAAAAUCGUGGUGGCGGCGCUGUUUGGCGGGGGCGGGCUGGGGGGAGCAGCGGUGGAGCAGGUGGGACCGGCCAUCUCCACGGCCUUUGACUUCUUUGCCAAGCGUGCCACCAGCAUGCUCAUCAUCCCCGAGUGGUUCCCUACCCCCGACAAUCUCCAGUACACGGCAGCAGUGCAGCGCCUGGACGGGGUGGUGUAUCGGCUAAUAGAGGAGAGGAGGAAGGAGAUGGCAGGGUGGGCUGCCCCACGGGGGACUGCACAGGGAGGAGGCGAUGAGGGGAAGGACCUGCUCACAAGAUUGCUGCUGGCUCGGGAUGAGGACGGCUCGGGAAUGGACGACCAGUCACUCAGAGACGAGCUCAUGACUCUGCUGGUUGCGGGCCAGGAGACAUCGGCCAUCCUGCUGGCGUGGGUGUGUGUGCAGCUGGCGAUGCAUCCGGAGGAGCAGAGGCGGGCAGCAGAGGAGGUGUGGGAGGUGCUGGGAGGGCAGAGCCCCACUCACGCUGACGUUCCCAAGCUCAAGUACCUGGAGGCAGUGAUACAGGAGACGCUGCGGCUGAUGCCGCCUGCAUACAUUGUGGGGCGCUGUGCAUGCCGAGACACGCGCCUGGGGGAGUGGCGCGUGCCCCACGGCACCACGGUGCUUGUCAGCCCGUACCUGCUGCACCGCGACCCACAACAGUGGCCCAGAGCUCUCACCUUUGACCCAUCGCGCUGGCUACCAGGGGGAGACGCCCUUCCACCAGCUGACAACCCCGCCUACUGGCCGUUCGGAGGGGGUCCCAGGAACUGCAUUGGCAUGGGCUUCGCGCUGCUCGAAGCCUCCCUCGUCCUCGCCCGCAUUCUCCAGUCCUACUCGCUCUCUCUCCCCGCGGGCUCUCCCCCUCCCGUGCCCCGCGCUAUGAUCACCCUGCGACCCGCUGGGGAGGUGAAUCUGCUGCUCACGCCACUUGCUCCUCACCCACCAGAGGAAAAGGUGACUGGAUCUCGUUCUGCUGGGACAGCCGGGCCAGCAGCAGCGGAACCUGCUGGAACGGCAGCAGCAGCAGCAGGAACAGCAGCAUCACCAGCACCAGCAGCAGCAGCAGCAGCAGUAGCAGCAGCAGCACCAACACAAGCGUUGCCAGCGGUGGCAGAAGAUGCAGCUACCUACGGUAGAGCUCGCAGCAAGGGUUUAGCCUUGGAGGCCCAGCACAGGCGGGGCGACGGCACCGGGACGGAAGGAGAAGCAGGCAUGGGGGAGGGCAGGGCGGAGGAAGGCAGAGGCGGCAGUGGAGUGGAGCCAGCGGGCGAAGAAGGGCGGUGGGGGGCGCAGCAGAAAGGGCAGGAGGGAGUGCGUGUCGUUGUCUGCGUUGAUCUCUUCUAG